GUGACAGCGGGACAUGUCUCGGGAGCUGCAGGACGUGGACCUCGCUGAGGUGAAGCCUUUGGUGGAGAAAGGGGAGACCAUCACUGGCCUCCUGCAGGAGUUCGAUGUUCAGGAGCAGGACAUCGAGACUUUACAUGGCACCCUUCACGUCACGCUGUGCGGAACCCCCAAGGGAAACCGGCCCAUCAUCCUCACCUACCAUGACAUUGGCAUGAACCACAAAACCUGCUACAACCCGCUCUUCAAUUCAGAGGACAUGCAGGAGAUCACCCAGCACUUUGCCGUCUGCCACGUGGAUGCUCCCGGCCAGCAGGAUGGCGCUGCGUCCUUCCCUGCGGGGUACAUGUACCCCUCCAUGGACCAGCUGGCCAUGAUGCUGCCCGGCGUCCUUCAGCAGUUUGGACUGAAAAGCGUUAUUGGCAUGGGGACUGGAGCAGGCGCCUACAUCCUCACCCGAUUCGCUUUGAACAACCCUGAGAUGGUGGAGGGCCUGGUGCUCAUCAACGUGAACCCCUGUGCUGAAGGCUGGAUGGACUGGGCGGCAUCCAAGAUCUCAGGGUGGACCCAAGCCCUUCCGGACAUGGUGGUGUCCCACUUCUUUGCGAAGGAGGAGAUGCAGAGCAACGUGGAGAUCGUGCACACCUACCGCCAGCACAUUGUCAACGACAUGAACCCUAGCAACCUGCACCUGUUCAUCAACGCCUACAACAGCCGGCGGGACCUGGAGAUCGAGAGGCCAAUGCCCGGGACCCACACGGUCACCCUGCAGUGUCCUGCUUUGCUGGUGGUCGGGGACAACUCACCUGCCGUGGAUGCCGUGGUGGAGUGCAACUCGAAAUUGGACCCUACGAAGACCACCCUCCUCAAGAUGGCGGACUGUGGCGGCCUCCCCCAGAUCUCCCAGCCUGCCAAGCUGGCCGAGGCCUUCAAGUACUUCGUGCAGGGCAUGGGAUACAUGCCCUCAGCCAGCAUGACCCGCCUGAUGCGGUCCCGCACGGCCUCGGGCUCCAGCGUCACGUCCCUGGAGGGCGCCCGCAGCCGCUCCCACACCAGCGAGGGCACCCGCAGCCGCUCCCACACCAGCGAGGGCGCCCGCCUGGACAUCACCCCCAACUCCGGAGCCACCGGGAACAGCGCGGGGCCCAAGUCCAUGGAGGUGUCCUGCUAGGCAGCUGCGGGGACGGCCCCCCUGGACUUCGGACUGCUGUAGCUGCCCCUCCGCCCCCCGACCCUGCCUGCCACACUGCACAUAACUUGGUAUUAAUUAAUCCAAAGCUUAUUUUGUGAGAGUGAGCUCUGGUGAGGACGAGGUUCCAUUGGGCCUGUCGAGGGCGGCCGGGCACCAAGGGAAAAGAAGCAUCGCAGUGGCCCGUGUCCACGCGCCGUGGCCUGCUGGUCACGGCCCGCCCUCGAGGCGCCCGGUCCCCCCAGACAGGAAGCCCUUCCUCAGCGCAGGUGACCCGGCCGCCUGUUCUCACGGGCACUUUGUCCGGAGCCUGGUCUGCCUCCUUCCCGCUUCCUCUCCCACUGGAGAAAAACUGACCCCUUUUCUAGAAACAAAACCCUCUCUGAUGGGGAGAGGGGGCGCGGCAGGGCGGCGGGCUCCCUUAUGCAGCCAAACAGGAAGUGGGAAGAGGUGGAAUUAGGUGAUGACCAGAGGCCUUUGGAAAACAUGUGUCUGCCUAUGACCUUUAGGAAGUAGAUUUUGAAAGUCCGGACGGCUAUGCACUCCCUAGGGCUGGCGCCUGCCGGCCUGUGUCCCGGCCUUUUUACCGGCACUGAACAGCGCUCAGAACCUCCCGGCCUUGCAGAGAAUCAGGCUUGCUGACCGCGGCCUCCUGGGGGUCAGCCCGUGGCCCUGCCCUGCUCUCCUGGAGGUUCCCGGCCCAGGGCAGGCAGGCCAUGAGGCUGUCUUCUUUGCAAUGAAGGGAAUGUCCCCAGCUGCUGGCUGCUGUGAGGACUCUCCCUGCAGUGGGGGGCGCGGUGGGCUUGCGUGGUUUUGGGAAUGAGGUGUCAGGGAUCUGUCUGCGGUGGUGACAGAGUCCAGUGUGAUGGUGAUUUCAGGCCGUCCCUUGGCGUCCCCGCGACUUCAGCGUGUCGGAGGUAAAUCCAGCUUCCCAUCUUGAUGAGCGGGGUCGAGUCUGAGCUCGAGGGCGCGCGUUGCUGACCUGCUGCCGUUACGGGGCUCGGGGACACCUGUGCGCUCUCGUCGGGCGGGGGCCCUGCCUGGGCCGAAGGGUGAGGACUCCGGAGGGCUGUUCCGUGGGAGCGCGGCUCCAGCUUGCCCCCCUCCCCAACCUCUCUCGCCCAACGGGGCGGCGCCGGUGACCGCGGGCACCGGGUGUAGCUGCCACCACCCUGCACGCGUGCUUCUGACGCUCAUGCUGGCUAACCAUGGCCCUCUCCGAGGGACCCGCGCCCUCGGUGGGAUGUUCAGUCCUGCUGGCACACCAGCGAGGGAAUCCGCCAUGGGGCCUGGAAGUUUCCAGGACCCCCAAGUCGGUAGAAGGUCUGGAGGGGCAAUGCCUCAGUUUACCUGCUGUCUACCACCUGGGAGGCGUCCCCUGAUCUAUGCAGGACAGUCGGGGGCAGGGGUGGGCAGGGCAGGAGUGAUGUGAGUGCCCCCGGAAACUGUGUACAAGUCUUUCCAGAGGAGUUUCUUAAUGAGAUAUUUGUAUUUAUUUCCAGACCAAUAAAUUUGUAACUUUGCAGCGG
Messenger RNA from Condylura cristata (star-nosed mole), 2715 nucleotides. It is a transcript of the gene NDRG1, whose product is annotated as N-myc downstream regulated 1. The coding region runs from base 14 to 1168 and encodes 384 amino acids. Gene Ontology annotation, cellular component: cytoplasm. Gene Ontology annotation, biological process: signal transduction. The transcript is spliced from 15 exons. NCBI's taxonomy places the organism in Eukaryota, Metazoa, Chordata, Mammalia, Eulipotyphla, Talpidae. The record is from RefSeq and is a predicted model, not a curated record.